This is a messenger RNA of Ambispora gerdemannii, 804 nucleotides long. The record is from the annotation of a GenBank genome assembly. NCBI's taxonomy places the organism in Eukaryota, Fungi, Glomeromycota, Glomeromycetes, Archaeosporales, Ambisporaceae.
AUGACCAACGUCUCAAAGCAAGCAACGCCGCAACGCACACUUAACCCGUUGGGGGUCGCUGGGUUCUUUGAACCUAGUCCGUUUCUCGACCGCCUGGUCAGGUUUCUUGGAACUGUUGCUGGAACUGAUAAAGUUUUUAUGUUUGUCCAAUACUACUCUAAAAUUAUAAUAUGGUUCCUGUCACGUACAGGUAAAAAAACGGCAGCCGAACAAAUCACAAAUUUAGCUAUUCCGAUUUCCGAUUUCCGAAUAUUACUUCGUUACUAUGGUCUCCUACCUUUAAUCCAAUGGAUGAUCCACAUCGAGCACAACCCGCCCGCCACGCGUUUCCUACAUUUUAUAGAACGUAUACAAAACAUUGCAAAUAUUCUCUACUACCCGCUCGAACACACAUGGUGGCUCGGCCAACAUAAAGUGAUCUCACUCUCGGAUACGAAAAUGAAUCAGAUCGGGAUAUGGAGUUGUCGGUUCUGGGCGGUUUAUGUGAUACUGCAGUUUUUGCAUUUGUUUGAGGAGUGGAGGUUGAUAAAGCUGCGUCGUAUUGAGGUUUCCAAAAAGUUGGCGGCAACGGGUUCAUCGUCGACAUCAGAUAGCGCAAGUCGUGAAGAGGUUGAGUUGGAGAAGCAGGUGUUGGACACUAAUGCAGAGAGGAUUUGGCGUGAUACGAUUAUUAAUGUUGGGUAUUUCCCGUUGACGGUUCAUUGGUCGCUCGAGAACUCCUCAUUCCCGGAUAUUGGUGUUGGUAUUUUCGGAACUCUUGCUGCCAUCUAUCAAUUCAAAGCCUCGUGGAAAGCCGCUGGAUAA